Molecule: messenger RNA, 2460 nt
Organism: Triticum turgidum subsp. durum (durum wheat)
Lineage: Eukaryota; Viridiplantae; Streptophyta; Magnoliopsida; Poales; Poaceae
Source: the annotation of a GenBank genome assembly
AUGUCGCGCGGCGGCGGGUGCUGCCCCCCGAUGGAUCUACUGCGGUCGGAGGCGAUGCAGCUGGUGCAGGUCAUCAUCCCCGCCGAGUCGGCGCGCCUCGCCGUCUCCAACCUCGGCGACAUCGGCCUCCUCCAGUUCAAAGACCUUAAUGCGGACAAGAGCCCAUUCCAGCGGGCAUAUGCUGCCCAGAUCAAGAGGUGUGGUGAAAUGGCUCGCAAGUUGCGUUUUUUCAAGGAACAAAUGUCGAAAGCUACCAUAUUGAUUUCUCCCACACAAUUUUCAGGAGCUCCUUUGGAAAUUGGUGAUCUGGAGAUAAAACUUGGGGAAUUUGAAGCUGAGCUAACUGAAGUAAAUACAAAUAAUAGAAAAUUGCAGAGGACAUACAAUGAGCUGGUGGAGUACAGUGUUCUUCUAGAAAAGACUGGUGAGUUUUUCUAUUCAGCUCAAAGAAGUGCGGCAGAGCAACAGAGGGAAAUGGUGGCUGAUCAGUCUGGUGAUUCUUCUCUGGAGAGUCCUUUAUUGCAUCAGGAAAUGGUGAUAGAUCCAUCGAAACAAGUGAAGCUAGGUUCCCUGAUUGGUCUUGUGCCAAAGCAAAAGGCUAUGGCCUUUGAGCGUAUACUUUACCGUGCCACCAGGGGCAAUAUGUUACUCCGACAAGAAUCUGUUGAUGAAUCUAUAAUUGAUCCACAAUCUGGAGAGGAGGCCGUGAAAAAUUAUUUUGUUAUAUUCUACUCUGGAGAGAGAGCAAAAUCCAAGAUUCUGAAAAUUUGUGAUGCUUUUGGCGCCAACCGUUAUCCACUUCCAGAAGACCUUGCCACACAAUUACAUACUAUUCAGGAGGUAUCUGGAAAAGUGUCAGAGUUGAAGGCAACUGUUGAAAUAGGUUUAGCUCAUCGUGACGGCAUACUUAAAAAUGUAGCCUCUGAGUAUGAAGAAUGGAACAACCUGUUAAAGAAGGAAAAGGCUAUUUACCACACGCUAAACAUGUUCAGUCUUGAUGUAACAAAGAAAUGUUUAGUUGCUGAGGGGUGGAGUCCCGUUUUUGCUACAAGUCAGGUACAAGAUGCACUUCAUCGUGCUACUACUGGUAGUAACUCCCAAGUUGGUUGUAUUUUCCAAAUUCUAAACACACAAGAAUCUCCUCCAACGUAUUUCCAGACAAAUAAAUUUACAUCCUCCUUCCAGGACAUUGUAGAUGCCUAUGGUAUUGCGAGCUAUCAAGAAGUAAAUCCUGGUCUAUUCACUAUCGUAACAUUCCCCUUCUUAUUUGCCGUCAUGUUUGGCGAUUGGGGUCAUGGAAUUUGUAUAUUUCUUACUGCAUUGUACCUCAUAAUCCGAGAGAAGAAGCUAGCUUCACAGAAACUAGAUGACAUAGUGGAAAUAAUGUUUGCUGGGCGCUAUGUAAUUUUGAUUAUGUCCCUUUUUUCAAUUUACACUGGAUUGAUAUAUAAUGAGUUCUUCUCGGUUCCAUUUGAGCUCUUUGGUAAAUCUGCCUACGCCUGCCAUGAUCCUUCGUGUGGGGAUGCUACAACUGAAGGAUUAGUUAGGGUGGGGCAAACAUACCCAUUUGGUGUCGAUCCAGUGUGGCAUGGAAGCCGCAGUGAGCUGCCAUUUCUCAAUUCCCUAAAGAUGAAAAUGUCAAUUCUUCUUGGAAUUGCACAAAUGAACCUUGGAAUUGUGUUGAGCUUAUUUAAUGCAAAGUAUUUCAAAAAUACUGUUAAUGUUUGGUAUCAGUUUGUUCCUCAGCUGAUCUUCUUAAACAGCUUAUUUGGUUACCUGUCACUCCUCAUCAUUAUUAAGUGGUGCACUGGCUCAAAAGCUGACCUAUACCACAUAAUGAUAUAUAUGUUCCUGAGUCCAACAGAUGAUAUUGGGGAGAACCAGCUAUUUCCUGGGCAGAGAAUUGUGCAGCUUGUUCUACUUCUGCUUGCUCUGGUGUCUGUGCCUUGGAUGUUGUUUCCGAAGCCAUUGUUUUUGAAGAAGCAACAUGAGCAGAGACACCAAGGCCAGCAUUACACCAUGCUCCAGGAGACAGAUGAAUCAGUGGCUCAAUUGGGAGGACAACAUGAAAACCCACACAACCAUGAGGAGUUUGAAUUCAGUGAAGUUUUGGUCCACCAGCUGAUCCACACAAUUGAGUUUGUGCUUGGUGCGGUCUCAAAUACCGCCUCAUAUCUUCGUCUUUGGGCUCUCAGUCUCGCGCACUCGGAACUGUCCAGUGUCUUUUAUGAUAAGGUUCUUCUUCUAGCAUGGGGAUACAACAAUGUUAUCAUCCUUGUCAUGGGAGUAACCGUCUUCCUCUCUGCCACUUUUGUUGUUCUGCUUUCAAUGGAGACCCUAAGUGCGUUUCUGCAUGCCCUGAGGCUCCACUGGGUCGAGUUCCAGGGCAAGUUUUACGAUGGUGGUGGGUACAAGUUUGCGCCAUUCGCAUUUGCAUCAAUCAUCGAGGAGGAAGAUUAG